Siniperca chuatsi (mandarin fish) is the source of this 3847-nucleotide messenger RNA. RefSeq names its product gastrula zinc finger protein XlCGF57.1-like. The record is from RefSeq and is a predicted model, not a curated record. NCBI's taxonomy places the organism in Eukaryota, Metazoa, Chordata, Actinopteri, Centrarchiformes, Sinipercidae. The coding region runs from base 405 to 2345 and encodes 646 amino acids. The transcript has 2 exons.
AUGCUUUAAUUAUAAGCCGAAUUUAUGAAAAUAAUAAUUAUGUUGCACAGCGCGUGUUAGUUUACGUCUCUGACGUCAUACAUCUCUGUAGACUGGUAAGGAAACACUGAACGGGCUGAUUUUGGAUGGCGUCUGGUCUGAAGCUCGAACCCGGUGUAGCGGUGCGCUGAGAUCCAGAACCUCAGACGAGACGUUCAAACCUGCAGUUAGCCGUUAGCAGUUAGCCGUUAGCAGCUACCAUGCUACCAUGCUACCGAUCCUGGAGCCACGUUCGGAGCAGAUGACGUAACAUCUGAGCGUAGGCAACGUCGACGUCUUACGCCAUAAGACGCAGCUUUGGGGAUCCCGGAAGCGUCGUCGCAUUGUUUACAUACUCCUCUUUGUUCGGUGGAAAUUCCGCCAAAAUGUCCAAAAAACGGUCCAAAAGCAGCGAGACCCGGAACCUGCGGGCGGUGAUCGACGAGCAGCUGGCGGCGGCCGCGGAGGAGAUCCUCUGGCUGCUGAAGGAGCGCGGGCAGGCGGCCGUGGAGGAGCUGAAGGAGCUGGUGACGGAGCGGGUCGCCGCGGCCGUGGAACACAUCUUCUCCGUGUUCGAAGCGGCCAGAGCGGCCGAGAGAGGACCGGAGGAGCCCGGGGAGAGUCUGAGAGCCGAACCUGGAGCCGAACCUGCAGCCGACAGGAGAGAGUUGUGUCUGUCAGUCGGUGUCCAGAGUGUCUCUGAUGAAAAACAUCUGAAGCAGAACGUCUCCGUGGACGGCCGACUGAAGGAACCUCUGCCCGGCACUUCCUCCGGACCAGAGGACGUUUCUGAACCGGACCGCCGCCCGGCCUCUCCGGACGAUCCGGCCGGCGAGGAGGAAGAGGACGAGAACGGUGAAGAGGCGACGCCUCACUGCUGCAGAGUGUGCGGGAAGUCCUUCGACAGGAAAGGCUUUUUGAUGAAGCACGUGGAGAAACACUUGAAGGAGGCAGAGUCCCUGUGCGGUCUGUGCGGCGAGCGUUUGGAGUCCAGCGCCGGUCUGAGGCUGCACCUUCAAACGCACCGCGACAGCAGCCGGACCUGCGACGUCUGCGGCAAGAAGUUCCCCUCGAUCCGAGCUCAGGAGACGCACCUGAGGCUGCACACCGGAGAGAAACCCUUCAGCUGUCACGUCUGCGGCAAAGGCUUCAACCAGAAGGGCAACAUGGUGACGCACAUGAGGAUCCACACGGCGGAGAAGCCGUUCAGGUGCACCGUCUGCCACAAAGAGUUCAGCCACACCGGCUCUCUGGAGCGCCACAUGAAAGCCCACGACGGACAGACGCCGUUCAGCUGCAAAGUCUGCGGGAAAAGCUUCAGCAAGAGCGCCGAGCUGAGGCGACACGUCCGGAGCCACGAGCCCGACAACGCUGCGCCUGUCGUCAGGAGCAGACGCAGGAAACCGAGUCUGACGCCUUCUCACUGCUGCAAGGUCUGCGGGAAUGCCUUUCACAAUAAAGGCAACUUUGUGCGGCACGCAGAGACUCAUUUAAACGACCCUGCAUGUCGCUGUGGUGUCUGUGGAGAGCAGUCGGAGUCCUCGGAGAGUCUGCAGCUUCACAUCCAGAGCCACAGAGAAACCAGCAGGAUCUGCGACAUCUGCGGCAUCAGCUUCAGGGACAUGGAGAUCCACAUGAGGACCCACACAGGCCAGAAACCCUUCAGGUGCAAAGACUGCGGCAAGGACUUCCCCAGGAAAGGCUCACUGGAGAGACACAUGAAGCUGCACGCCGGCGAGAGGCCGUACAUCUGCGAGUUCUGUGGGAAGACUUUCAUCGAAAACACGGUCCUGAAGAGACACAUCAAGAGCCACACGGGAGGGAAGCCAAGGAUUUACUCCUGCGACGUCUGCGGCAAGAAGUUCACCAUGAGCCAGCAUCUGGACGUGCACAAGAGGAUCCACACCGGGGAGAAACCGUACACCUGCAGGGUCUGCGGGAAAAACUUCCGGCAGAUCGGCAACCUGGACUCCCACAUGAGGAUCCACACGGGCGAGAAGCCGUUCAUCUGCAGCCUCUGCGGGAAGAGGUUCCGCCAGAAGAUCUCGCUGGAGACGCACGAGAGGUUCCACAAGAAGGAGAAACCGUUCAGCUGCCAGCUCUGCAGCAAAGGCUUCGUCCAGAAGAUCGACCUGAAGAGACACAUGCUGACGCACACCGGGGAGAAACCUUACAGCUGCCUGGUCUGCGGGAAGAGGUACCAGGAGAAACGCUCGGUGGACUCGCACAUGAAGGUUCACACCGGAGAACGAGCCACGAAAGAUUCAGCUGUGACCCCGAACCUGAAACGACAGGAAGGAGUUCACACUGACUUCAUCCAGCUGUGAACUGUUUGUAACAUCUGCUGAGAUACUAAGAGUCACACGGUGUAAAGUCAGACUCACGUCCAUCCCUGUGAGUCAGAGAGUUUUUAAUUAUCAGUAGUUAUCGGGGUGGAGUCUGCAGUGCUGAACAUCACUGGUUGGUCAAACGUAAACCUCAGAUUCUCUACAGUAGAGACAGACGCUCUGAAGGUCUUCAUGGUUCUUCGCAAACAGGACUGUGCAGAAGGGACGUUUAGUUCCUGUGGCUCCUUAAGCUGUUUAACACAACGUCACAGAGCCGUUCUGCUCAGGACGUGAUACGAAAUCCAAGUUCCAGGUUCUUUGGGACCAGAACAUAAAGCCCCUUUUUACACAUAGAAUAAAUAACAGUCCUCUGUCUGUUAAAGUGACGGCUUUUUAUCACUCAGACGCUGGAAACGCCCUCUGGUCCGUCUCUGUCGACCCCCCUCCCCCCCAAUAAAGAAGGCGUUUCUUAGCUAAUCUCUAAUCUUACGGCUGGACAGUCUGAAGCUUCCCUCACGCUGUUCAGAGGAUUUAACGGUGAUUUUAGCACAUUAAUGUUCCUCGGCUUCGUUCAGACACGACGGCACUUUUACAGAGAGAGGCGCGACGCUCGCUGAUGUUUGUCAGCUGGCGAAAGUUACGAUAUGAAGGAAGAAGAGUUUCGUCUCUCAGCUGCGUCACAUCCGACGGGAAGUAGAGUCGGGACGUGCUGCAUGUGAAGACGUAUAAGAAGAGAAAUUUAGAGACUGUCGGCCAGAUUAUUACUGCGGUCGUGCGAAGGUUUGCAGCUUCUGCUCUGCGGUCAUGAAAUAAGACUUUAUAAUAGACUCUUCUCGGCUCUCCUCAGUUUCCCAGCAGCCGAGGCGCUUCCUGUCGUUCACCAGCUGACAAACGCCAGCCAGCGUCGUGUCUCUUUCUGUCAAUGUGCUGUCCACGUUAACGCGGCAGUCCCGUCUGCCUGAGCGACGACACGGCGGCGCUUUGACAGACAGAUGAAGCAGCGGCGCUGCAGACUGCGUGUCUGAGAGGGGCUGAAGAGUCCGGUUCCGGUUCCCGCGGUCGGACGCGGGUCACGGGUUCGAUUAAUCAAACAGUCGGAAACCAGAAGAAACUACAGCUGCAAUUAUUAGUUUAUUAACCAUAAAUAAGUCACCAAAACACAUUAUUGAUAGUAAUUGUGUCCAAAGAUGAUCUGACGUUUGUUUGUUUGAACUUUUUGUUUCUGACUGCAGAGUUUGUAUUUUAUAUUCAACAUUUAAUAUAAUAAAGUAGAAAGAAUCAAAUGAAAAGAAGUUUUAACUGCAGCUGGUUUUGCUGCAGUUUUCUCCGUUAAUUUCACACAAAGAUCUGAAAGAUAAAUUCAUUAAUGUGUUUUUUUUAAAAGUGUGUAAAAACCGAACGCUUCUCAGGUGUUAUCGGCCGAAACGCUGAGAAACGAGUCGGAUUGGUCUGCCGCUCCGUUUCCUGUAGAAACACACCGAGAAUAAAAACAUACAACAACA